UGUCAGACGGGGCAUAAAGAGCCCCCCGCUCCCUCCCCCCUCCCCUGGCUUGAUGACGGGGAUCAGCCCUGAGACAGAACGUGCGCUGGAGGACGCGAAUAAAACCCGCACCGCUCUAUCGGAAUUCGUCAUUCGGUCUCCGUCAUCUGAACAGCAUCUUCGGAUAUCUGUGCUCAGACUAGUGCCUGCUAGGCUAGCGAUACCUUCUAUUUCUUGAUACCAUCUGUUGAUUUUCUCUUUGGAUAUGACUAUGGCAAACACGACUAUGUCGUCGCCUUCUAGAGCUGGAGUUUCGGCAAGAAAAACAAAUAAACCUUUAAUGGAAAAAAGAAGACGAGCUCGUAUCAACGACAGCCUCUCACAGCUCAAAUCUCUUGUCAUUCAAAGCAGCAAAAAAGAUAGCUCACAAUUCAACAAACUGGAAAAAGCUGACAUUUUGGAGCUGACGGUCAAAUACCUCCGCAACCUCCAAAGCCAGCAACAACAACAGCAGCAGAUGACCCCAGCUGGCAGCGACCCCUCCCUAGCCGGCAAAUACCAGGCAGGGUUCAUGGAGUGCGCCGCUGAGGUCAUGAGAUACAUCGGUCAGUCCCAAGGGUUCACUGAGGACAUCAAGACCAGGGUCAUAGGUCACUUGUCCAGCUGCGUCCAGCAGGCCACUAAGUCAUCUUUCACUAAGUCAAUGCCCAGUGCUCCUGUGCCCGGGCACCAAAGUGCCCAGCUGCCCAAUGGACAAAUUGUACAGAUUGUGAACGGCUCCUACCAUCAAAUCAAAGCCCACCAGUUGGCUGCUUCAUCACAAGUACAGAUCGUACCAUCACCAUCCAAUCUACCAUCCUCCACCUCAUCCCACGCCCCAGCCUCCAGCAACCAGCCCACAGACUCCUCCCCCUACAUCAGAUACACCCAGCCCCUCCACAUCCAAAUCCCACCAGUCCUCUCCCCUCCAGUCCAGCAACAGAAGCUCGCCCUACCCCUACAGGCGCCCAAAGACAUCACCCCCCAGCCCAUCAACCAUCGCCUCCCCACCCCCCAGCAGGAAAAGAUCGUAUCCUCCUCCUCCCCCUCCCCACUCCGAGACAGCUCCGUCUCCCCCCUCCCCCUCAGACUCCACAAGCAACACGUCUACUACCAGCACGAAGAAGACUUCCUCCCGAGGUCAAGGUCAUACUCCAUGACCUCCUCCUCAUCAGAGUCGGAAAUGACGUCACCACUCAACCUCUCCCAGUCCCCCCAGUACUACGACUCGCGUAAAGAAAACUGCUACUCCUCCAACUACUCCAGCUCCUCCCGUGAACACCGGGUCCCCUCCGGCUACGCCCACGACCAAAUCUCCCCCAGCCAGUACCUGAUGAAAGACAGCGUCUUCUCCUCCCACUUCCCAUCCAACUACACCUCCGUCAUCGUCGACGGCCGCAAGUCUCACGACAGCGCCUCUCUCAAGUACAUGGUCAUGGAGGACGACAGGCACUACAUCCGCCACGAGGGCUCUACUUCACCUGCCUCAUCCCUAGGGGAGGAGCGUCUCUGGCGCCCAUGGUAAAGGGGAAAAAAAAACUUGAAAUAAACAAUUUUAUCAACCUGUGAUCAGCUAUCAACCUUGUGUGACAGAAUAUCAACUUUACAACUUGACAAUUACAAACUAAAUCAAGAACUCAUUGGAUUUAUCUGCAACUUUUAUCAUCCAUUACAAAACGAUCAUGUGACUUCCUGUUGCUGACUUCCAUCUUUACAUUCUAGUUAUAUGUAAAUCAAAUACAUUCUGCUAAUUUUAGUUCAUUUUUUUUUUACAAAUUAGUAAUUCCAUGUCAAAGAUUAUUCCUAGUGAUGUUUUGAAUUAUUGAAAACACGAACACUUGUCACAUUCCAAAAUAACCCAUAAAAUGACCAUUCAAAUUUUUUUAAAUAGUGCCUUGUACGUUAUAAAUACUUUGACAACUUUGUUGCAAAUAUUUUUUGUUGACACUUUGAUAUUUUUAGAGUCGAUGUUGAGCUUUAAUGCUUUGUUGUAUUGACAUUGAGAUUUGUGAUAUCAUCUUCAUUAUCGUUUCAUCAUUUUUAUUACCUUUUUGCUACACGUGAUUUGAUUGGACCAAAUAAUGUACUACUCCCUACCAUUGGAGGGUUUUACAAUGCUUUAAUGAUAUGAGAACGUUUUUUAAUACAAUAUGAAUAUAAAC
Molecule: messenger RNA, 2180 nt
Organism: Physella acuta
Lineage: Eukaryota; Metazoa; Mollusca; Gastropoda; Physidae
Product: protein hairy
Biological process (GO): regulation of DNA-templated transcription
Molecular function (GO): DNA binding; protein dimerization activity
Source: RefSeq, a predicted model, not a curated record